Molecule: messenger RNA, 2766 nt
Organism: Talaromyces marneffei
Lineage: Eukaryota; Fungi; Ascomycota; Eurotiomycetes; Eurotiales; Trichocomaceae
Exons: 1
Coding region: 1-2766 (921 amino acids)
Source: RefSeq, a predicted model, not a curated record
AUGACUCUUGAAGUCGAGAGCAACGAUAUCAAGCAUCCACACUUUGAGAACGCGGUCAUGGAGAAAUCUCUCUCCAUGGACUCGCAUAUUGAAGUAGACGACGAUGAGAGUUCCAUCUCAGCCUCAUCCGACAUACAGCUAUCGACAUUUGAACGAGUACUCUCGACACAUGCUCCCAUAUUUGAAUCACUCUUACUACAGAUCCCUACAGAAACCAUCUUCCAACUAUACCAUACCUCCUCCUACCUUCGAAACUUCUUACAAUCAUACCCGACAGCAUGGAAAUUCUUAUCCUUCCGCUUACUCUUCCCAUCCGGCUCCCAGAACCGACCUUUGCUGAUGGGCAGUCCAGAUCCUGCUGCCUCACGCCAAUCACGACCUUACGCCUUGGAUCAGUUGUUGAUGUUGGUUGUCAUCCCGAUCAGUCCUUGUUUGAAAAGCCUGGAGCUUGACAAUACCGCCGUAUCUGGGCAAAUACUCAUAUCCACCGUCCUUCACUCCCGACGAGAGACACUAGAACAUCUCUCCGUGCGCGGUUGCAAAAAUGUGUCUCUCAAAUACCACAUCAUUCCGUAUCUCACGAUGUACGGCUUACAGUUCGAUGUUGACAUGGGCAAUAUCAGUGGCAGUUCAGUGACUAAGCAGAAACUAGCCUUGAAGAGUCUCUACACAUAUCGUUGCCGACAUCAUCGACGUCGUCCGUAUCUCGGUUCCUCACUAGCCCGUCGUGACUCAGAUGCAGAGCCCACACAUGAACUCGUCAACCUCUGUCAUAAAUUGGGGAUCUGGACCGAUACCGCCUGGUGUACUAGUCCUGCGGGCCGAUGUUUUCGACGACGCGGAUAUGUCUCUAUGAGGGUUCCACAUGGCGCUCCUGAGGUCUGGGUUGUAUUCGAUCGUCUAUGGAGGUCGAAGAACUGGCUUGGUCCGAUGAAUGCGAGAGCUGAACAAGAUAAGAGAAAGGAUGGAAGACUUUGGGAGCAAGAAGAAACAGGAUACCACGGCGAAGCCCUAGGCACGGGAGAUCGGUCUGGUUUUGGAGAUGGAAAAUUCAUUCCCGCUCAUCUACGACAUAGUCACAGGUUCUUCGUCGAGGAUACCAAGUGCGAUAAUUGCUUGGAGCCAAUAGGUGAGCGAUGCGAGCAAUGCAGCGUCAUCAUGCAUUGCGUCGGUUGUCGGAAAACAUUGUGUGCAAGCUGUGCCUAUAGCUACCCUUAUGUCCAAAACCAGGUUACCUGGGCACAGUCACCACUAGCACCCAUGACUAACCCCUUGUGGUGGGCGCCGAAUGCUACGAUUUCUCCUUGUAACAUGCAUGAUCCAGCACCAGACGCAAAUGUCGAUAACCUUCCGAACCCUGCCGCUACUGUUCAAUACCCGAAUUUGAACUUCCACUGGUGUUGCACCGAACCGAUCUUUUCAGGUGGUGGAGGUAUCAGUAUUGGAACGACAACACGCGAUGUUGAUGUUGUUCGAGCAGCACCCCUACCGAAGAGCCGUGGCUGGGAAGACCCAGAAUUUGUGGGAUGUGCAUCCAACAGUCAGAGCACCGAGAAUUUGUUAGAAACAAGCACCUCCGAGGGACUACACCAAUUAAUAGGACCGCCAGGCCGCCAGAUAUCAUCAUGCCCCCGCAAUCUAUGCGAUGAUUGCUAUAAUUCACCUCAAUGGAAGGUACACUGCAAGAGCUGUUCGAAACCACUCUGCAAAGAACACGACCUUCGAGGAUUACGUCUCCGUAUAUGUGGGUAUAAAGAGCUUGCUGUUGAGAAAGCCGCUUUGCAAUCUCAACCGCCUUCUACUCUCAGAACAAACAGUUCCAAUCUGCCAUCUCAAACCGGACCGUCGUUGUUCAGACCUCGCAUCAACACGGCCGCUGCUUUUAUUUCACAAUUACAAUCACAAGGACCGACGCCGAAUAUGGACCGGGAUUCGCCUUCCACCUCAAGCAGUGUUGCUGGGGAUAAUGUUGUUCAAGGAGUUGGCGAAAUGCAUCCGGCAGUUCUACAAGAUUUCAUUCGAGCACGUGGGCAUGCAGAAGAAGGUAUGGCAACAGGACGCCGCGCAGGACGCAGCCGAUCACCUACCUAUUCUAGCCUGUCCCGCUCAUCAUCGCGCUCCUCUGUCUACUACGAUGCUGCUGCUGAGAUCACCAAGUGGCAAGGAUGUCGGUCGUACUUUUGCCCGCAAUACAGGCCUCUGGGAGACCAACGUCAGCGCUGCCCUAGUGUAUUACGUGAGUGCACCAAUUGCUCAAUCAAUGUGUGUCAAGACUGUGUGAACAGCAACCCACCUUGUUCUUGCUCUUACUGCGAGGUCAACUACCUGUGUCCAAACUGUCUGAAAAUCAGAGAGGAGGAUGGUACAUGCCGACGUGUAGAGGAAGAGAAAGCGAGAAAGGAGGAAAAAUGGAAGCGAGACAUGGAAAUGCUUGAAGACAUCCUAGAAAGAAAAAUUGCCAACGAAGUUGCCGAGUUUGCUGGUGAAUUCUUAGAUCUCAUCUCUGAUGGCAUGCGCUCGAAUCUAUUGAGUGAUUUUCACCGUUCAUUGGAACAAAUGUCUGCCCUGACGCAAGGGGAUCUGAGACAUGGUCCGUCGGCCGCACAUCACCAUCCUCUUUCACAGCUACAACGGCAGCUACCACAAACAGGAAUGUUGCAGACACACGACGGAGGCGAUGCUGAGCAUGGUCAAUUCCCAUUCGAUCAGAAUAAUUCAGAUGAGGAUAUGAUCAAUGACGAGGCUAUUACCCCUAUUGCGGACUGA